AUGGUAGAACAUUUUUUUUUGAAAUCUGUUGAUGCAUCCAAGGAAACAAAGAAUGCAGAAUACAUCUACAAGCUUUUGAAGGAGGUUAUGCAAGAAGUUGGGAUAGAGAACGUUGUUCAAAUUGUGACGGACAACAGAAGCAACUACAAGAAGGCCAGUCAGAAAAUGAUGAAUAAGAACAGAUUCCGACUCUUUUGGACUCCUUAUGUAGCACACUGCAUUGAUCUGAUGUUGAAGGACAUGGGGAAACUAAAAAUUGUAAAAAUUGUGGUUGAUAAGAAUUUUGAGUCUGAGAAAGUCGGUCUUCGAUCCAUGUUCGCAUCUGAGUGGUUUGGGUGGAGGGAAGCAGGAUCACCUGGUGGUAAAGAGGCACAGACAACCAUUUCAUCAGAUGAGUUUUGGACACAAUUGGGUAAAAUGGUGAAAAUCUUAGCACCAAUUGUUAGCGUGUUGAAGAUGGUGGAUUCUGCCUUCAAGCCCACCUUACCAAGCCUGUAUGUUGCUAUGGAAAUGAUGAAAGAACAUGUCUAUGCUGCCAACCCACGUGGAAAUAAGAAAUUUGUAAACAUAAUAGAAGAACGUUGGGAGCACCAGCUCAAACAUCCAUUGCAUAAGACUACAUACUAUUUAAACCCUAGGUAUCAGUAUAGCCAUAGACUUGCAUUGAACCCGGAUCUUCAGGAAGCAGUGAAGCGGGUGGUUGCCAAGUUGCAACCAAGGCCCAGUCUACAAGCCAUAGCUAAUGUUGAGACGAAAGAAUUCAAUGAUACAUUAGGUAAUUUUUUAGCCCUUGCCUCACUCGCGGGUUGUACGAGUACUGAUGCUGGGGGUUCGGCAUCGGAAUUACGGAAGAUCGCCAUCAAAGUACUCUCACAGACAUGUUUUGCAUCUGGUUGUGAGAGAAAUUGGAGUAAUUUUCACUCAUCCACUCCGAAAGGAGGAAUAGUUAGGUUCAGAACGUCUUGCUGA
Molecule: messenger RNA, 969 nt
Organism: Macadamia integrifolia
Lineage: Eukaryota; Viridiplantae; Streptophyta; Magnoliopsida; Proteales; Proteaceae
Exons: 5
Coding region: 1-969 (322 amino acids)
Source: RefSeq, a predicted model, not a curated record